This is a messenger RNA of Trypanosoma brucei brucei TREU927, 1866 nucleotides long. Its product is annotated as cytosine-specific DNA methylase, putative. Gene Ontology annotation, molecular function: methyltransferase activity. The transcript has a single exon. Lineage: Eukaryota; Euglenozoa; Kinetoplastea; Trypanosomatida; Trypanosomatidae. The coding region runs from base 1 to 1866 and encodes 621 amino acids. The record is from RefSeq and is a predicted model, not a curated record. Gene Ontology annotation, cellular component: nucleus.
AUGUGCUCUGUUGCACCGUUAGCUUCACACGGUACGGGAUGUCCUGUCGCCGCUUGUAUCGUGCGCUGCAAAAGACACCUUUCAGCUGUCGUGUGCCGCUUACGGAAGCUCAAAAGGUUGCGAAGUGGCCGCAACGUAACAACUUUCAACGCCAACUUUUACGAAGCGGUGGCUGAAGAGCGGCGCUACGGAGCAUUUACGGAUGGUGAACACUUUGACGACUGUACACUGCACCUGCGGCGGUGGAUGUUGCGUCGUGUGACGUGUGCACCGACUUUCGCUACCUCUGUUACGGGUAGUGUAGAAACGAAUGAAGUGCUAACAAUGUGGACAAAGUUGAGUGAUGGUGGAGUUGUGUGGAAUAUUUUGCAAAAAGAGCAGCAGUGUUACGCAGUGCACUUCAUAGGAGAGCUCUCAUCUGAUUUUGUUAAGGAGUUAUUUAAUUGUACCGUUGACGAAUAUCGCUCUGGUAGCCACAAUGGUGUUGUGUUGUGUAUUGUGCAGCAGUUGCGUGUGUACUCUGAAGCAUGUUGUAGACCGGAGGAUUUCCCACCACCUCUUUACGAGCUACGCGCUGCUGCCUUACGGACACAAGUUCUCCAUCAGUGUGGCAGUGCCGGCGCGUUUCCCACUUCUACAAAGUUGGGGAAACGGUCUGAGAAUGGGUCGGACUGCUUUACGUUCUCGGAGUUGUUCGCUGGCAUGGGUAUGUUUCGUGUUGGGCUCGAGCGAAUUGGUGGGAAGUGUGUCUUUGCGGUUGAGUGCGCACCUCACGCACGUAGUGUGUAUCACGCUAACCACCAUUUGCCAAGGCGUAAUAGUUGUGGAAAUGAGGCAUUACCAGCUACUCGUCGCCCUGUUCCACUCGUCGGCGAUAUCACCACUGUCCCUUCGCACUACUUCCCACACCACGAUGUGUUAACAGCUGGUUUUCCGUGCCAAAGUUUCGCCAAAGCAGGAUCCGCCACUGGUUUGCGCGAUACAAAAGGGCAACUUUUUUAUGAGGUCGUGCGAGUGAUACAAAGCGCCAAGCCAAAGGGGUUCCUACUGGAAAACGUAGAAAAUGUACUACAUGUUGGGGGUGAAGAUGGAGGCGAGGCCAACGCAAGCGAGGAAUCGCAACAUCACUUGAAGUUUAUACUUGACGCGUUGCGGUCACCUUCGCCGGACAGUAAUGAAGCGCUUACUUACGUCGUCGCGUAUCGGGUUAUUGAUGGUGCUCUUGUGACCCCGCAGAGACGAAGACGUGCCUAUUUUGUAGGAAUCAGAGCUGAUUUACCACGUGCAAACGCGAGGGAUGUUGGUGCUGUGCUUGACGAUGCUGUGCGACAGCUACGAGCAUACAGAGAUAUGCACCCGGAAGCACCACGUUGCGUGAGGGAUAUCCUUGAUUCCACGGGUGACACGAGCGAGAUGGGGGAGUUCAAUCAGUCUUUAGUAUCGCUGCGUCUCACGGAGUCACAGUGGGCAGCAGUUCAGCGCAGUGUAACUUUCCGCCGAUCCCCUUCGUGGCGCGUGUCUGAUCUCAACGGGUUGGCACGGACUCUCAUGGGAAGCUACCGCGCCAGCUAUCAACUCUACUCGGAGUUUGUUCCUCUGCCUGACGGUGGGCCGCCCUUUCGCUUUUACUCAAUUCGUGAAUGUGCCCGACUUCAGGGCAUUCCCGACUGGUUCUCCUUUAAUGUUGUCUGUUAUCCACUGUCUCUGGAGAAGUGCAACGGUAGGAGCGGUCCCUCUCAUGGAAGUGAUAAGGGCUGUGAAAGGUGUGUACCUGUGGGGGCGGUAUACAAACUAAUUGGAAAUGCAGUGAAUCCCAUUGUUGUUGAGUGCUUGGGUCGUGCACUUUUAAGUCGUAUCCUUAAGUAA